Messenger RNA from Lingula anatina, 636 nucleotides. RefSeq lists its product as uncharacterized. Lineage: Eukaryota; Metazoa; Brachiopoda; Lingulata; Lingulida; Lingulidae. The record is from RefSeq and is a predicted model, not a curated record.
AUGACUGUAACUCCAGCACAGCCCCUUUGUGAUAGUGGUUGGACUUACAUACCAGCAGUCAGCAGGUGUUAUAGACAUUCUGGGAGCCUAAAGAUGACAUACGAUAAGGCUGUGCAGGAGUGUGAUAGAAUUGGUGGAAUCAUAGCUAUGCCAAAAACAAAGGAACUUCAAAAUGCCAUGGUGUCAAUACUGAGUGAUGAGGAAUACUGGAUAGGACUGGAAAGAAAGGGGGGAGCAGGGCAUGUUGACCACUGGGCAGACGGGACUGACUUAAUUUAUGACCACAUUUGCCCCUGUGACUAUAGAGAGGAUGCUCAAUGUGCUGCAUACCGGACUCUUGGUGACAACAAUGGUGGAUGGCAUUACUGGGCUGAUAGGAAGUGUAGUCAUAAGGAGAGAUUUGUCUGUGAGAAAACAGUUUCAUUUUCUACUUGUGAUCCUCUUCCACUACCCCCAAAUCUGGCACCAGAAGACUGUGAGGUUGUGUUACCUAGCAAUGCUGUACACACUGGACCAUACCCUCUUGGUACAACUGUAGCGAUGAACAACUGGUAUAUGCUGCCACCUAGCACUCAAACCUUUACAUGUGCAAAUUUCACCUGGGUUUUGAGUUCUGAAUUGCAGCUAGGUAAUUAA